AUGCCUCUGGCUGACCGCCCGUCUCUCUCUGCCGACCGACUCGCGCAGCACUUCUUCAUCAAUGACUGGGUCGAGAAUGACCGUGGCGUGGAGGAAGAGUACACUUGGAAACCGCAUCAAGUGCGCUUCGUCCUGUGGUAUCAUUUGACGACGUAUAUACCCAAUGAUGCUAUAGCCACAGCGUUCAAUGUCACUCUCGACGCAGGUGGUGAUGAUGUGCCGGAGAUGAAGGCCGCCAACGUACAAAACAUCAUCGACGUGAUAAAGAAUCGAAUGAAGCUGAUCGACACGGAAAUCGGGGAAAGAGGCCUAGGAAAAUGGCCUCGACCGAGCGAACUAGGCUGGAUCCCUUGCGACCAUGGAAUGAGUUGCGCGACGCUUGCUGAAGUGUCCCAUGGUGCCAUGACCAGCGUGAUGAGAAGCAACGAAUUGAGAACCAGGGGCGCAAGAGAGAUAGCUGCCAUGGCAACGGGACUGUGGGAGGGGAGUUGGGACAAAAUCCUGCAGUGUCCGAGGAGGCACAAGGAGGUCGGCCGUGCGAUACCCAACCCGGGGUAUGCACCGGCUCCUCCUUCUAUUGGGGCUUUACAAAGGACACCACUGCCAAAGGAAAGAAGGUGCACGCCCAUCGACGUCGUGAGCUUUAGUGAGGGGUCGAAGAACUUGACUGAUCCAUCAAUCGCCAUCGUUCCAAUCACAGAACUGCGCUCUUCGCCCAGGAAGUCGGGCGCGAACCCAUCGUCCAUGCAAGGAUCCAAUGCCACAGGUUCAGCGAGCAGGAAACCUCCAAGGUCAUUACCAACCACGAAGAACCACAGUCCGGCCAAUAAACUUCAUCGCUCGCUGGGUCGGGCCCAACCGAUGGCUGCAGUUGAAGAAGAAUCCGACAUUGACUCGGACGAGCUUACAACGGCGCGGCAUGUUCGAGCUGCAACCAGGCUGGCGAGCGGCAGGUUAGCCUCUGGCGGUGGCGUCCACCAAGCAGUCGUCCCUACUGCAAGUGCCAGUCCUGAGAUCAUCGUGCCUCGGAGAGGCGACGUUGUCCAAGCAGUGUUUGCAUUCCUUGGGACAUGUGAUGCUUUUUGGUUCGUGCUCGAACAAACCGUCCGAGGCAUAUGCUUGUGCACCAUCCUGGAGCCGUAUUUCGAGCUUCUGGGAGGGGACUCCGAGGACGUGCCGCACUAUGUGACGGCGCAGCACGGGCGGCCUGUUCUGCAUGCUGUAGGUACGAUUCUGUUCGCCCAAGCAGUGGUUGGGUAUGCAUCAGGUCGAGUCCGAGACUAUGCACGAAGACGCUGA
Messenger RNA from Cladophialophora yegresii CBS 114405, 1299 nucleotides. RefSeq lists its product as uncharacterized. Bases 1 to 1299 code for a protein of 432 amino acids. The transcript has a single exon. NCBI's taxonomy places the organism in Eukaryota, Fungi, Ascomycota, Eurotiomycetes, Chaetothyriales, Herpotrichiellaceae. The record is from RefSeq and is a predicted model, not a curated record.